This is a messenger RNA of Leptidea sinapis, 2565 nucleotides long. RefSeq names its product neurochondrin homolog (gene Neurochondrin). Gene Ontology annotation, biological process: regulation of neuronal synaptic plasticity; neuron projection development. The transcript has a single exon. Lineage: Eukaryota; Metazoa; Arthropoda; Insecta; Lepidoptera; Pieridae. Gene Ontology annotation, cellular component: dendrite. The record is from RefSeq and is a predicted model, not a curated record. The coding region runs from base 189 to 2402 and encodes 737 amino acids.
UGUGAUAUAAAUAGUUUCUUCAAGUUGGAGAAGGAGUGAGCUCAACGCUCAGAUUUAGUAGUUAUUUUGGAAGUGAAUACGAUCUAAUUAUAAAUGUGAUGCGAACAGUGUGCGCCCGAAUCAGCGGAUUGAUCCUCACAGUGGCGAGUGGUAUUAUAUUUUGUCGACGCUAAAGUGUAGCAUCAAACAUGGGAGAUAUAUCAGAGCCUAUUAAAAAGUGCAUUGCCAUUCUCAAAGCGGCUAAAAGUGAUACGGAAAAAUUUGCGGCCCUUUUUAUGGUCACCAAAUUAGUCAAAGGAAAAGACUGCAAUACCGCAGCAAAGAAGGCUCUGUUUGAAGCAAUCGGUUUUAAGUUUCUCAAGAAAUUAUUAACAGGAACCAAUAAUCAAGAUGACUGCCCUACAUCAGUGUAUAAAUCAGUGGCUCUGUCUGUCCUCACAUGCUUCUGUAAUGAGCCAGAACUUGCAACACAUCCAGAAAUGCUUGCAAAUGUACCAGUAUUUCUAGAAAUAGUACAAACAUCAGAUAAUGAUGACUAUGAUGAUAAUCUGAUCAUUAUAAGUGAAGCCUACACAUGUCUUCAAUGUAUUGCUGAACAAGAAGCAGGACAAAAGGCUCUGAUUGAAGUGGGUGCCAUUAAGAAAAUGUCUGAGAUAUAUUCACACCAAAGUUUUCAAACUGAUGAAGCUCUGAAUAUCCUUGUGAAACUUGUUAGUAGAUAUGGACCUGAUGCUUGGGGAAAUGACCCGAAACCAUUCCAUGCCUUGGUUAAUAAGAUUGCACUGGACUUUGCAACUGAUCAGUCUGAAAGAAAAUUUGAACUCGCCUCAAUCCUAAGUGCUCUAUUGUACAGUUGUAAUAAAAUAACAGUCUUACCAGGAUCUUCUGAUGAAACUUGGCCCCAGAGUAUUUACAAGGCUCUGAAUGAUAUAUUAACCAGUAAAAUUGGGAAAAAUCAAAGAGAUCCAGCUUUAAAGUUGGCUGCAAAUAUAAUUGACCUGCUUGGAGUUGAAUGGACAUUCAAUGAUGAAGAAAAUCCUAAGAAAUUUUUCCUAUUACUCCUACAGCUCUGUGCCAUUGAGAUAAGAAUGCAGCUGGAAGAUAGAAGUUUUAAACAAGCAUUUGCUAAUGCAGACCUAGUCACUGCAUGUUUCAUUGUUCUAGAGUCUUCAAUCAAUUAUAUGGCAACUGACCAACUUGAUUUGGAACAAAAAGAAAAACAGUCUGUUUACACUAGUCUGAAGGGUGCAUUUAAUGCUGUUGUAUCUCUAUUAACUAAAGUGUCUAAUGACAAAAACCGAGAUAAACUUCCUGAUAUAGAAAAAGUAUUUGUAUGUGCCAUGGUAAGAGUUCUAGUAUCUUGGCUUGCCCAAGAAACCACUGCAAUGAGAGAUCAAAUAUAUAAUCUCCUCCCUUUCAUGUUUUCUCUUGCCAAUGAUUCUUUUCAUGCUUAUAGAGCACGAAAAUUGUCAGAAAAAAAUAAGUCUGAUGGAGAAUCUUUGGGUAGCGAAACAUCUUUAAUGGGUCAAAUAGAUUUAUUACGACUUAUGCUACCAGCACUUUGUCAUCUUGUUGUUGAAGACAAAGCACGAGAUAUUGUCCUCAAUUUAAAAGAAGAGGAUAUAUUGUAUGAGGCAAUGAAUUUUCAUUGGUCUAUUGUACAUUAUAAAAAGCCACCUGUGCCUAAAUCGGAAAGAGGUAAAGUCAAGACUCAACCAGAGCCAGAGCUUGACCCCAAAGUUGUUGAAGACAUGAAAGAUUCAAGAGCAGCUAUGGUCAGCCUUUGUAAUAUUUUUAUGAACUUGACAGUGUUGGCUCCAAAAGUUGUAGAAAAUAGCCUCUUAUUCAACACCUUAUUGAAAUUCAUUUUCAAUAACUUACCUGAAUUGAAAAAUACAGCUGAGAAUCUUGUACUACAUGGACAUCUAGCAGUUUUGGGAUUGCUACUACUGAAGCAACAGGCUAGUAAAGUCAAGAAAAAUGAUUUUUCUAUAUGUCGCUAUAUUCAGUCAACUAUUAGAUUCUUGUGGGAUGCCUACAUUGUAGAUGAGUCUAAUGAUCCAAGCGCACUUGUGGUGUCCAUGACAUAUAAACAAGAUUGGAAUGAAAUUGCAGAUCUCUGGUUUUUAGGAAUGCAAACACUAAGUGGUGUUCUGACAAGUAUUCCUUGGAUAUCUGAGUUUGCUAUUGAGAGUGGUUGGGCUGGAGGCAUUGCAGAGAUGCUAGUUAAAGUGAAAGUUGGUACAUUGCCUCCUAAUGUCAAAUCAGCAUUUGAAGACUUCUUAUGCAAAUUGGUUGACUCAAAUGAGAACUCCAUUGCAGUCCUUAAGAAAGGUGGUGCAUUGAAAAUGUGUAGAAACCACAGAAUGAUGGACUUAGGAAAGAAGCUCUUUGGAGACUAAAUUUUCUGACACUUAUUUUUUUAAUUUUUUGUACUUAAAAAUAAUUACAUAUGUGGACAUAUAACAUGACUGUUGUACUUUUGUAAAUAUGAUUUGAUUUGUUAAAUUUAGCUAGCACAUUUUCGUUUUUAUAAUAUUUAUCCAAUAAAGAGUAUAAAUGCUU